Messenger RNA from Penicillium taxi, 1905 nucleotides. RefSeq lists its product as uncharacterized. Gene Ontology annotation, biological process: pyruvate metabolic process; malate metabolic process. Bases 1 to 1905 code for a protein of 634 amino acids. Gene Ontology annotation, cellular component: mitochondrion. The transcript has 4 exons. Gene Ontology annotation, molecular function: malate dehydrogenase (decarboxylating) (NAD+) activity; NAD binding. Lineage: Eukaryota; Fungi; Ascomycota; Eurotiomycetes; Eurotiales; Aspergillaceae. The record is from RefSeq and is a predicted model, not a curated record.
AUGUCGUGUGUCAGAACGGCUCGAACGGCCCAGGGGAAAUUUAGCCUACCUCGUAGCCAUAUAACCACUCCUCGUCCCCUCUCUUUCUACUCUUCAUCUAACUUGAAGAUUCGCUCAUCCAUCACAAUGGUUCAAUUUACCCCCCAACAAAGCCGCUCUUUGCAUGGCACAAAUUCUACAGAACCCAACUAUGAUACUGCCAACCCCUCUUACAUUCGCAAGUACUUGCGCACUUACGGUCUCACUCCUCCUCGCUCCGAAAGCUACGAAACCCAAAAGACUCGGUGUCUCGCACAGUUGGGCCUGAAGAACACUCCCAUCGACAAAUUCCUCUACCUCCAAUCUCUGCGCAAGAACAAUGUCCACCUCUAUUAUCGUCUUGUGACCGAUCACUUGCGGGAAUUGACUCCCCUCAUCUAUACACCGGUCGUCGGUGAAGCUUGCCAACGGUGGUCUGAGAUCUACCAACAGCCCGAGGGCAUGUACCUCAGCUGGGAGGAUCGCGGAAACCUCGCUUCCGUCAUUGCCAAUUGGCCUCAGUCAAAUGUGGAAAUCACCGUUAUCACCGAUGGUUCCCGAAUCCUCGGACUCGGAGACUUGGGUAUCAACGGUAUGGGUAUUCCCAUUGGCAAGCUCUCUCUGUACACCGCAUGUGCUGGUAUCCGUCCUGAGGCCACUCUACCUCUGACUCUGGAUCUCGGUACCAGCAACAAGGCUCUUCGUGAGGACCCCUUGUACAUGGGCAGCCGUCGUGACAAGGUUAGCCCGGAGGAGGAACGCGAGUUCUUGGAUGAGCUGAUGAUUGCUCUCACCGAGCGCUUCCCUGGUAUUGUCAUCCAAUUCGAGGACUUCAAGAACCCCUUCCCCGCUCUCGAGCGCUACAAGGAUGUCUACACAUGUUUCAAUGACGACAUCCAGGGUACUGGCGCCGUUAUUCUUGGUGGCGUCAUGAACGCUGUCAAGCGCUCCGGCCUACCAUGCAAGGACCACCGCGCUGUGUUCAUCGGUGCUGGUAGCGCCGGUGUCGGUGUCGCCAGGGGAAUUGCCGAGUUCUUCAUGCGCGAAGGCAUGAGUGAGGAGGAGGCCCGUAGCUGCUUCUACCUCGUCGAUACCAAGGGUCUCGUCACCGCUGACCGUGGUGACAAGCUCGCUGACCACAAGGUCUACUUUGCCCGCACUGACAACAAGGGCCAGCAGUGGAAGACCCUCGAGGAGGUCAUCGACCAUGUGCAGCCCACCAUCCUGAUGGGUCUCUCGACUCUGGGCGGUGUCUUCACCCCCCAGAUCCUGAACAAGAUGGCCGACUGGAACGAGUCCCCCAUCAUCUUCCCCCUCUCUAACCCCUCCUCUAAGUCCGAGUGCGACUUCGAGGCCGCCGUCAAGCACACCGACGGCCGCUGUCUCUUCGCCUCUGGCUCUCCCUUCCCCAACUACACCUUCACCAACUCCAAGGGCGAGACAAAGACCUACUACCCCGGCCAGGGUAACAACAUGUACGUCUUCCCCGGUAUUGGUCUCGGCAGCAUUCUGUCCAAGUCCGUCCGUGUCACCGAGAACAUGAUUUACGCUUCCGGUGCCGCUAUCUCCCAGGCCCUUACAGCCGAGGAGCUCCAGCGUGGCCUGUUGUACCCCGACAUCACCCGUAUUCGCGAGGUCAGCGUCGUCGUUACUCGCAAGGUGAUCCGCGCCGCCCAGGACGACAAGGUCGACCGCGAGGUCACCCUGCGCCAGAUGAGCGACUCUGAUCUUGACAACUGGAUCAAGAGCCGUAUGUACGACCCUCACACUGAGGUCCGCUCCCUGGAACGUGAAGUCGGCCACCUGCUUUCCAGCUUGGGCACACAAACCCCCUUCGUCCUGUCUACGAACGGUUCCCCCACCGAGGAAAAGAACGCUAAGCUGUAA